UCCUUGUAAUCACCAUUCACUUUGAUCUUUGAGCUCUACUUACUGUGUCUCUUUUUCAGGGAGAAAGAGGAAAUAUUGGUCCACCAGGUUCAAAGGGACUGCCAGGUACAAAAGGAAAACCAGGCUUUCCUGGCAUUGAUGGACAUCCUGGAAAUAUGGGGCCAAAAGGGGAGAAGGGUGACCCAGGACCUCAGGGUGAACGAGGACAGGAUGGGAACAGUAUUGUGGGUCCACCUGGACCACCAGGACCACCAGGACCAAUCAUAGCAAUACCUGAGCUACUACUCAAUGAUACAGAUGGAAUUUUUAAUUUUUCUUCAAUUGAAGAACUGGUCGGGCCUCCUGGUCCAGAUGGCAGGCCAGGUCUACCAGGAUUUCCUGGCCCUCAGGGACCAAAAGGUGAUAUUGGUUUGCCUGGACCAAAAGGACCCAAAGGCCAACAGGGUGAAAAGGGAGAACCAGGAGCUAUCAUUACUGCUGAUGGAUCUUUAACUGAAUUAUUAGGAAGAAAAGGGCAGAAGGGUGAAGCUGGAGUGGUGGGACCAGUGGGACCAAGGGGACCAAUAGGACCUGCUGGACCUAAAGGAGAACUUGGCUUCCCAGGACGACCAGGCCGCCCAGGACUCAAUGGACUAAGAGGUGUGAAAGGUGAACGAGGUGAAGCAUUAAAUGGCAUGCCUGGCUUGCCUGGACCCCCAGGGCCCCCUGGACGUCCAGGACGUAUAGUUUACAUCAAAGGAACAGUUUUCCCAGUAUCUCGCAGACCUCAUUGCAAGAUGACAGUGAGCGCUACUUACCCUGGGAAUGAAGAAGCUCUUAAUGUCCAAGGUGCUAAAGGAAACAGAGAUUGCUGGGGACUGCAGUCCACUGGGGGUUCACCAGACUUAAAAGGAGAAAAGGGAGACAGAGGUGAUCCAGGACCACCAGGUCCACCUCUACCUCCAUCAUAUUUCAGCCACUUUAUUAAUAGCAUAAAGGGUGAAAAAGGAGACAAUGGAAACACUGGUGUAAAAGGAGAAAAAGGAGAACCAAACAGAGGAUUUUACCUGACAGGACCUCCUGGACCACCUGGAAGACCAGGAUUAAUUGGACCAAAAGGGGACUCAGUUGUUGGACCCAGAGGACCUCCAGGGUUACCUGGCUUACCUGGACUACCAGGUUAUGGAAAAACUGGACCUCCUGGCCCGCCUGGCCCACCAGGACCACCAGGACCCCCUGCAAUAUAUGGCUCAGCAGCUGCAAUGCCUGGCCACCAGGUCCUCCCGGAGAGCCAGGGCCACCUGUAAGCAGGAAUCUGAUUACAACAUUCCAAAACAUUGCGGGUAUGUUGGAAAAGGUUCAUUUCGUAGCAGAAGGUACGCUAAUCUAUCUGAGUGAAACCAGUGAGGUUUUUAUCCGUGUUCGGAAUGGA
Messenger RNA from Anas platyrhynchos (mallard), 1411 nucleotides. The record is from RefSeq and is a predicted model, not a curated record. Lineage: Eukaryota; Metazoa; Chordata; Aves; Anseriformes; Anatidae.